Messenger RNA from Cyprinus carpio (common carp), 821 nucleotides. Its product is annotated as transmembrane emp24 domain-containing protein 9-like. The record is from RefSeq and is a predicted model, not a curated record. Gene Ontology annotation, biological process: intracellular protein transport; endoplasmic reticulum to Golgi vesicle-mediated transport; COPI coating of Golgi vesicle. NCBI's taxonomy places the organism in Eukaryota, Metazoa, Chordata, Actinopteri, Cypriniformes, Cyprinidae. Gene Ontology annotation, cellular component: Golgi apparatus; COPII-coated ER to Golgi transport vesicle; endoplasmic reticulum-Golgi intermediate compartment.
AGAACUACAAUUACCAUGAACAACCUGGGAAUGAGCUUCCCGCUUGUGAUUGGACGGUGGCCGGCGAUGGGUUACGUGGCAUUGGAGUCGCUGCGCAUGCGCAGUGCGCGUUUCCCCGGCAGUGUCACGAUGGCGGCAGUCAGAAUGCAGUUUACACUUUAUUUGGUGUUGUUGUUAAACAUUUACAGCAGUUUUGUGUCUGCGUUGUAUUUUCAUAUCGGCGAGACUGAAAAGAAAUGCUUCAUAGAAGAAAUACCGGACGAAACCAUGAUAAUAGGUAACUACCGGACGCAGCUCUAUGACAAGCAGAGAGAAGAGUAUUUGCCUGCGACUCAAGGACUUGGGAUGUUUGUGGAAGUGAAAGACCCCGAUGAGAAGGUGAUCCUGUCCCGCCAGUAUGGAUCUGAGGGCAGGUUUAUCUUCACCUCCCACACACCCGGAGAGCAUCAGAUCUGCUUGCACUCAAAUUCCUCCAAAUUUGCUCUUUUUGCUGGAGGGAUGCUUCGUGUUCACCUGGACAUCCAAGUUGGUGAGCAUACAAACAACUAUGCAGAAAUCGCAGCCAAAGACAAGCUGACGGAGCUGCAGCUGAGGGUGCGCCAGCUGAUGGAGCAGGUGGAUCAGAUCCAGAAAGAGCAGAACUAUCAGAGGUAUCGUGAGGAGCGCUUCAGACAGACCAGCGAGAGCACCAAUCAGAGGGUGCUGUGGUGGUCUAUCGUCCAGACGCUGAUCCUGGUGGCCAUCGGGUUUUGGCAAAUGAGACAUCUGAAGAGCUUCUUUGAGGCCAAGAAAUUAGUAUAGAACUGUAUUCCGAUUUUUUU